AUGCGAUCGUCUCAAUUCAGAAUAUUCACUCGGAAGCUCCUCACUCCGGCGCGAAAUGCCGGGUCUCCGAUCUCCAGGCCGGCCGUCGAGACCUCGCCGUCGCCGUCUGCUUCGAUUCGCUCCUCACUCAUGUCGUUCUCUACCGGUUGCGGCUCCUCCGUUGAGAAGAUGCGCCCUUCUCUUUUGAGAAAUGUAUCUUGCCGUCUCCUCAAUGCAUCGGUGCCUGCUGCUUCUGAUAGUGUCGGAGUUAGAAUGUACUCGUCCGAGUCGGGCGAGAAGCCGGACGCUGCUCCCGAGGCAUCAUCGUCGGUGGCAAAGCUCGGUAAGGAAGAGGAGUCUGUACAAGUAGAGGAUGUGAGCAAUAAAGAUUUGAAGGAAAUGAUGGAGACGUACUUCAAGGGCGAUGAAGACGUGCUUCCUGCUAUCAUGGAAUCGAUUCUGAAGAGGAGGCUGUCAGGAAAGCACGCAGAUACAGACGACGAGUUGAUGGAGGAACUUCAGAUGAAGCCAUUGGACGAUGUGAAAGAUCAGGAGUUUGAAUCGGAUUUUGAGGAUACACACCCGACGGAUGACGAGAUCGACGAUUUGUACAGCGCGAGGGACAUUGUGGUUAAGAGAAUGAUGAAAGAUGAGUACUUUAACAUGGAUGACAAGAAGUGGGACGAGAUGGUGAACGAGGCAAUGGGGCAUGGAAUUAUAAAAGAUACGAGGGAGUGUGAGGAGUUAUUGGAAGACAUGCUUAACUGGGACAAGCUUCUUCCAGAUGACAUUAAGGAGAAGGUGGAGAAGAAGUUCAACGAGUUGGGGGAUAUGUGUGAAAAUGGGGAGCUUGAGCCUGAAGAUGCCUACAAACUGUUCAAAGAAUUUGAGGAUCAAAUUGUCAUUGACUAUGGAAAGAGAAUGGAAACUGAGGGAGCCGCUCAGCUUGAUGAGACUACUGUGCCAGACAAGAAAAAAGGUACAGACGACCCACCAGGUGAAGGACCGAUUCUCAGGUGGCAGACUCGUGCAGUCUUUGCUCCUGGUGGUGAUGCAUGGCAUCCGAAAAACAGGAAAGUCAAAAUGUCGGUUACAGUCAAGGAGCUCGGCCUAUCGAAGCAUCAAUUUAGGCGGAUGAGACAACUGGUUGGCAAACGAUAUCACCCUGCCAAAGAUGAACUCACAAUUACCAGCGAAAGGUUUGAACACCGUGAAGAAAACAGGAAAGAUUGCCUGAGAACGCUCUUUUCCAUAAUUGAGGAAGCUGGGAAAGCAAACAAGAUGGCAGAGGAUGCCCGAGUAGCAUAUGUCAAGGGCAGACUGAAAGCCAACCCAGCUUUCAUGGAGAGGCUGCACACAAAGGCGGCAACACUAAGUUCUCCUGCAGUUGCCCUAUGA
Molecule: messenger RNA, 1377 nt
Organism: Linum trigynum
Lineage: Eukaryota; Viridiplantae; Streptophyta; Magnoliopsida; Malpighiales; Linaceae
Source: the annotation of a GenBank genome assembly